AUUUCCAAUCCAGACUCACGCAAAAUGUCCACUUCCGUUUCGUUCGUUGACGACGAUGCCAUCAAGCAAGCGUUUGCCAGCGUCCGCGCUGACAGCAACAGCACCACCUGGCUGCUGCUCGGACAUGCUGAAAGCAACCCGAACGUCGUCGAGCUCCAAGCAACCGGCGAGGGCGGUCUCGAUGAGCUGCUCGAGCGCCUCGACAAUGCUCAGUUCCAAUACGCACUGUUCCCGCACGUCCGAGGAGGUCGAUCUGAGCCACACUGUCAAGUUUGUCUAUGUUCACUGGAAUGGCAACGACGUUCCGUUCGCAAAGAAGGGCCGCUUUGGUGUCGUCCACGGCGCCGUUCAGGAGCGCUUCCACCCCUACCACAUUGACUUUGACAUUUCAGCACACAACGAAAUCUCCGAGCAGCUCAUCCAAGAGAAGCUGGCCGAUGCCAGCGGCACUGGCAAGAAGGUUCUCGACCCCCUCGAAGCCGCCACCCGCCAAGCGCGCACCUUCACCGCCUCGCCCUCCAGCCAGGAGGCUCUUCUCAACUCGAAGACUGGCGCCAAGGCCCCACCGAUGGUUGGUGUCAACAAGGACGCCGUCGCUGUUCAAGCUGAUGACUCUGCCGCCGAGGCCAUCGCUGAUGUCCGAAAUGACGCCACCGAGACCACCUGGACCAUCUUGAGCUACCAGGACAACGAUGUCAAGAAGCCCAUUAUCGCCGUUGCUUCCGGCUCUGGCGACCGUGACCAGCUCCGGCAGCACAUUACCACUGAGAUGGUUGCUUACAUUCUCUGGCGCACCACCGACGUCUAUGAGGGCAUCACCAACGUCAAGUUUGUCUCCAUCACCUGGGUUGGCGAUCAGGUCAAGCCGAUGGCAAAGGCCAAGGUCUCCACACAUAAGGGUGCCAUCACCCCGAUUAUUGGCCCCGUCCACCUCGCACUGAAUGCAACUUCGUACAGUGAAAUCACCCAGACCAUCAAGUUCAACUACUAAACACACAAAACGCCGUUGUUUUGAAAUGCUCUCAUUGGUGGGGUUUUGUUUUCCGUUUCAUGAGGUGUUCUUUUUUUCUGUUGCAAAUACAAGUAUCCUUUUUUU
Molecule: messenger RNA, 1096 nt
Organism: Capsaspora owczarzaki ATCC 30864
Lineage: Eukaryota; Filasterea; Ministeriida; Capsasporidae
Exons: 7
Coding region: 56-991 (311 amino acids)
Biological process (GO): regulation of actin filament polymerization
Cellular component (GO): actin filament; site of polarized growth; plasma membrane
Molecular function (GO): actin filament binding
Source: RefSeq, a predicted model, not a curated record